AUGUUCACCAAUUCGUCUGAGAGGACUGUGACCGCCGGCCCCGAUGCACCACCGGCCAACGUCCAAAGCCCCUUAUCCGGUGCGCAUCACUACGUAUCAAUCAAGCUCACGUACCGCAACUUCUUGUUUUGGAGAACCCAGUUGGUGCCGUUCCUUCGUGGGCAAGAACUUCUUGGCUUCAUCGAUGGUGAGACGCCAUGCCCGCCGCCGACCAUUGACGCUACCCCGGCUUCCAGCGAUUCGAACUCUGCUGCAACCACCGACGCCCCGACGCCGAACCCGGCUUACAAAGCUUGGAUAAAACAAGAUCAAUCCAUCUUGUCGCUGCUCAUUUCUUCCCUCUCGGAUGAAGUGAUGCAUCUUGCAGUUGGCAAGACCACGUCCAAGGCAGUUUGGGAAUCUAUCACGGCGGCACUCGGAAGUUCCACUCGUGCCUCAGUGCCUAAGCCUCCUCGGCCAGUUCCAUUCUCUGCGGAAUACCGAGCCAUGGCCUCAUCCCUCACGGCGGCAGGUAUACCCGUCACUAUUCCACAGAUUUCCGAUUACCUUCAAGCGCAGGAGUUUAUACACGCCGGGGACUACCCGGCUGGAUCUGAUGGUGGAAUUGUAGCUGCUCCGGCGGCGCUGUAUGCCGGUCGCGGAAGACGCGACACUAGUGACGGCGGCCGGAAUGGACAGGGUCGCGGACGCGGUGGCCGGGGCGGUCAAGGUCGUGGACGCGGUGGCCGUAAGUGCGUAGCGCUGUCAGAUAUGUAG
This is a messenger RNA of Ipomoea nil (Japanese morning glory), 756 nucleotides long. RefSeq lists its product as uncharacterized. Lineage: Eukaryota; Viridiplantae; Streptophyta; Magnoliopsida; Solanales; Convolvulaceae. The record is from RefSeq and is a predicted model, not a curated record. Bases 1 to 756 code for a protein of 251 amino acids. The transcript has 2 exons.